This is a messenger RNA of Carassius auratus (goldfish), 2468 nucleotides long. RefSeq lists its product as uncharacterized. Lineage: Eukaryota; Metazoa; Chordata; Actinopteri; Cypriniformes; Cyprinidae. The transcript has 3 exons. The coding region runs from base 363 to 2468 and encodes 701 amino acids. The record is from RefSeq and is a predicted model, not a curated record.
AGUGAACUCUUCCGAACCCUCCCGCCUGUGUUCGUGAUUUGGACUGUUCCUAAUCUUUCCGCGGAGUGAGAACCAAGACAUUAUAGAGGCUGGAUGUGUUGAUAUGUUUAUAGUUAAUAUUUCAUAGUUAAAUUAGUUAGAAGUGGCCCGUUUAAGGAUUGUGUGGAUAUAUGUGUGCGUGCAACUAAUCAACCACACACAUCUUUGCACAAUAAAUCACCCUGAAGUACAUUCCUGGUGUGAGACCUAAUGUUCUGACCGGACACCCUGUAGCCGUUCUAUAAAUCCGAACCUGAGUUAGACAAGAGUAGUCAGCAGUUUUUUCAUGGUCCUUCGAGCCGGAUUUGUGGAUUGCUACAGACAUGUCUCAACCAGAAAGAGAAGCCCCUGCUGUGCGGCCGAGGAGACGAGUUAACCCUCCAGCCUACUUAGAAGACUUUGAGCUCAGUGGACCUGGGUCUCAUCAACAGCAAUCACGGUCACUUACCUGCCAGGGAGUACUGGAGAAUGAACCAAGUGUUACAGGUCAUUCUAGAUCCACUUCACCAGUGAGCCAAGCAUCAGAACAUUCUGAGUGGAUACUGACUGACCAAUGGGACUACACUUCUGAGAAGCUGAGAGAGGAGAAUGCAGCAUUGCAAAGGCAAGUGAAACAGCUGCCAGAGCUUACAGCCAUGUUAGAGAAGAUGAAGAGGGAGAACGCAGCCUUGCAACGACAAUCCAGCCAACUCCCUGAGAUCAUUUCAGCAUUCCAAGAGAUGCGUCAACAGAAUGCUGCAUUAUGGCAUGAGCUUCAAAGCUUGAAAUCGAAGCAGAGCUCUCCACCCGAGUCGGUCACUCCACAGAUGCCAUCACCACGCUCUCACUCUCCAGCAGUUAACUUUCAGACUCCACAGCCAUACCGCCCAAUACCAGCUCCACGCUCUAGGUUGCCACCAUCUGCCACUAAGAGACUGCCACACCCAGCUGUGCCAGAGGAAAGCUCAGAGUUUACUGAAGAUCUGAGAAACAUGAACAUUUCUUCCUCCCCUCGUGAGAGACCCUCCUUUACAGCACAUUAUAGUGACUCAGCUCAGUUCAGGUAUCCCAACACUUCCCCAUAUUCCCAGCCACCUCAGCUGCCUGAGUCCGUGGUCCCAUCACAGGAAAGGAGGAGGUCAGCCCAUGCAGAAUACAGCUCAGAUCAUGUCUUACCCUCAAGUACCCAAGAGAAAAUCUACAGAGGACCAGCCCCUACCAUCCCCUGCCUAACGUCUUCUGAUCCUAGGGAGUUUUCAAGACUGAGAAUUGCAUUAGAGAAUAUCCUGCCUGAAGAUGCCACCGAACGUUUCAAAUUUCAAAUCCUCACAGACCAUCUGAAACUGGAGGAGGCCCUCCUUGUGGCAGACUCUUACAGCAAUUCCAGAUUUCCCUUCACCAACACUAUGAAAGCUCUGGAUAAGAUGUAUGGUCAACCCCACCAAUUAGCACUGCAACAAAUCUCUGAGCUGAUGGAUGGAGCUAAUAUACGCAGUGGAGAUGUAAAGGCCUUCAGGAUGUUCGGACUAUCAAGUUUCAAGCGGUACACCCACCCUUUGCAAGUCUCUAUUCCUACUUUGCUGGACUUCGCUGAUUGGUUGGAAUAUGAGCUUCAAGUACAGGAAGACAAUAGCCAGUAUGCUUGUUAUACAAGGCAGGAAUCUUCAGUGCGUGGCCGAGAGGUGAGAAGAGAGUCUAAGCAGCUUCGCAGACCAACUACCAUUCUACUUGGUACCGACAAGUCAUAUUCAUCAUCAAUGUCGUCAGCCACGUCUAAACCAGCUUCAGUCAGAGAAGAGAAGGUGAGAGCUUAUUGUCCAUACUGUGAUAAUAAUAAACACUAUCUGAAUGGCUGUGACAACUUCAAGCUUCUUAGCAAAGACCUGAAAAUAGACUGGAUAAAGACAAAGAACCGAUGCUGGCGUUGUGGUCGUGGACAUCAAGCAGCUAACUGCACACUAAAGACUUUCUGCCCAACCUGCAACAAGAAGCACCUUAUGGUACUACAUGAUGUCAAUGACCAGGUCAAGCCAUCUCAGCCAAGUGCAGCUCCUUCCAGUGCAGUUUUAUAUGUUGACCGACCAACCUCCGGAAGUAAAGUACUGCUCAAAGUGACUAAGGUUCUGAUCAAGAAUGGCAACGUGGCAAUGGAAGCUUACGCCAUAUUAGAUGAUGGAUCUGAGCGGACCAUCAUUCUGCAUGAUGCAGUGCAGAAAUUAAGACUUGUGGGGGAGCCAGAGGACCUUGUACUUCGUACAGUAAGACAGGAUACCCAGGUCAUUCACGGGGCGGCAGUGACUUUUACUGUGUCCCAAACUGUUAACCCCAGGAAAGCUUACAAGAUCCGUAAUGCCUUCACAGCCAAAGCACUCGGUCUGGCAGAACAUACACACCCAGUUAGUGUCCUGCAACAGAAAUUUAAGCAUCUUGCAGGGUUACCUCUACAAUAG